AUGGUGGUAAUGGUUAACAUGAAUCAAGAUGCAGACGAAGUCAUACAUCGAGUUCGAAAAAAUGAUAUGGAAGGAGAUAACAACUUGUCUGCCAUGGUCGAGAGUAUUAUGGUGCGAAAUGGGGUAACCACUGGCCUCCAUAGGCCAAACUAUAUCUCCGUAUUGUCAGAGUACAUUUUGCAAAUCGAAUUUCCUAGGGGAUUUAAGGUCCCAAAAUUCACGAAAUUUUCUGGAGACACUAGUGAAUCUACCGUCGAACAUGUGGCAAGGUAUCUAACUGAGGUAGGGGACAUCGCCAAUAAUGAAAAUCUGAGAAUAAAAUAUUUCCCUAGUUCUCUCACUAAGAAUUCCUUUACAUGGUUCACCAUGCUUCCGGCAAAUUCGAUUCAUGAUUGGACUCGUCUAGAAAGAUUGUUCCAUGAACAAUUUUACAUGGGACAGUCGAAGAUUAUUCAGAAAGAAUUGGCUAGUAUUAAGCGUAAAUUUACUGAGCCAAUAGAUGAUUAUCUCAAUAUAUUAUGUUUGUUGAAGGAAAGGUGUUUCACACAAGUGCAUGAGCAUGAGUUAGUCGAAAUGGCCACUGGUGAUUUAGAUUAUUCCAUGAGGAAGAAAUUAGAUACCUAA
Molecule: messenger RNA, 624 nt
Organism: Lathyrus oleraceus (garden pea)
Lineage: Eukaryota; Viridiplantae; Streptophyta; Magnoliopsida; Fabales; Fabaceae
Exons: 1
Coding region: 1-624 (207 amino acids)
Source: RefSeq, a predicted model, not a curated record